Messenger RNA from Aspergillus versicolor CBS 583.65, 5004 nucleotides. RefSeq lists its product as uncharacterized. The record is from RefSeq and is a predicted model, not a curated record. The transcript is spliced from 3 exons. NCBI's taxonomy places the organism in Eukaryota, Fungi, Ascomycota, Eurotiomycetes, Eurotiales, Aspergillaceae. Bases 1 to 5004 code for a protein of 1667 amino acids. Gene Ontology annotation, molecular function: oxidoreductase activity, acting on the CH-NH2 group of donors; protein binding.
AUGGUCUUCAAGCCGUUUACCCAUAUCGCGCGUCAGAGUUUCACCAAAGCCUUUACUCAUGGCUAUGCUCAAUCGGUAGUCGCGGCGUCGCAGUCAUCCUACGCGUCGUCGACAACACUAAAUCACAUUACCACCGCUAACCCGGCAAAAUUCUCCCGUACUACUCAGUUACAACAUGUUUUCCAACCGUCGAGUUCGGGUGCUGGCGCAAAGGCCAGCCACGGCAGCUCGGGCGGCGGAGAUGCUGGGUUAGCCGCGUACUAUGCGGCGUGGCAGCAGGCCCAGCAGACCGGCGAUGACAGCGACUGGAAACAAUUGCAAUUGAAACGGAGAGUCGGCUGGAAACCGCUGACAGAGGAGGAGGCGAGCACGGAGAAGGAUGAACACGAUCUGUCCCCGACCGCCCGCGCUGAUCUCAACCGUUCGCCCCAUCUUACACAGGCGUCUGCCAAUGCUGACGUCGGUGCAAAGGUGGAAGAGGCCGUUGCCCGGGAGAUUCAAAUACAGGAGGAGCAGGCUCAAGCGGAGGAAGCUUCCGACGUGCAGGAUGCUUCUGCCACAGAGGCCUUCCCUGAUCUACCGGAUGAUGUUGCCGCUGUUGGGGAUUUUGCGACGGAGGAAUCUUGUCGUGCUUCUGAGCAGAUUGUGCGUUUAGCCUCCGACAAGAAGUUUGCGGACAUUCCCGGCGCUUUUGCAGCACUUUUGCGAGAUGGUCUCACCCCGACCGUUGCUGCCUACAAUGCUUUGUUGGACUCGGCUAUCGAACUGCACGAUGAUCUAUCACAGGCGAUCCCGAAGGCACUCGACGUUUACUCGGAUAUGCUUCGUCGCAGGGUAAUUCCCGAUGAACAGACAUACCAGAUGCUCGUUCAGCUUUUCGUGAUGCGUGCCCACGAUGCAAUGAAGGCAAUGGAGGUGCUAGAGCAGGAGAGGGUCCGUUAUGGAGGAAUGGAGGAACCUGGAAAAUUCAUGUUACACUCAAGUGAGCUUGAAAAGGCCAUCCUUACCGAGGAUGAUUCUCUUGGAAUUGCCAUGAAAUUGUUCGACACCGCCACUUCCCGACAUGCGGACAUUGUCUUCCCUCUUGACAUUUACCGCUAUCUGAUCACGGCCUGCGCCAAUGAGGGUAAUGUGGAAGGGAUGAUCCGCGUGUAUGCGCACAUGGAAUCGCACAAAGUUACACCUCACGCUUCUAUCUUCCCGUCGAUGAUCGAGGCUUUCGCUUCCUCUGGCGACCUGACAAGUGCUGUGGAGUGCUACAACGAGUACCGAUCACUCGCAGUAUCCGACGACAGUGGUACAUUCUGUAUCGUUAAGCGCUUGGAUGGCCAGGUCUACGCGGCUUUGAUCAAGGCAUAUAUUUCCUGCGACAAGGAAGAAAAUGCAAUGCGCUUUCUCGAGCGGAUCCGCUCCUCCUUUGACGACGUGACGGAAAACCGUGAAACACGCCAAGAGGCCCUUGAAGCCGUUAUCAUCAACGAUGCUCUUGUGCAACACGCUCUUAAAUCGGGUGAUCAUGCAAAGGCACUUGAAGAAGCCAAGAACCGGUUGCGCGACGGGGCCUUGGAUCAGGCCAUGUCGCAGAUCUGCAUAACCGCGGCCGAUUUCGGGAACUCGAAGAUUGCAUCCGAAGCAUACGAUCUUCUUCCUAAGGACGUGGAGACACGACAGAAACCUGCCAUUUCGAUGUUGGCUCUGCACGUACGCGACGGCAAUGUGUCAUCUGCCCGAUCCCUGUGGCUCAUGUUAAGCACUGUGGGUCAGGCAACUUCGGAUAUGGUACAGCCGACCGUGAUGUAUGCUGUUGCUCUUCUGAAGAGUGGUCACACUGAUGAGUCUCUCGUUGAGGCGCGGAAUAUGUUUGCCCGUAUUCGCAGCUCCUACAACAACUCGUCUUCCAACACAAUUCGUGAACAGAUCAACGAGUGCAUUCACCUUUUCAGUCGCGUUCUUGUCCAGGGUGCUACCGUCCUUUCGCCUCAAGCUUCCAUGUCCCUUCUCUGGUUGAUGGUAGAGAAUGGCGGUCUCAUAUCGCCUGUCGUUGAACACGCUGUUGCCUUCCUUGGGCCUCUUGAAAUUUCCCAGCUCAGCCCUCGCGACCUGGCUCUUGCUUUGCAAGUCCAGGCUGGUAUCUUGGUAAACAACAGCGCCAUAUCUUUCGAUGCUGCCCACCCCAUUCGCUUCUCCCACAUGUUGGAUAUUGCUUUGGCAACAGGUCUUGCUAUGGACGCCACUACCGUCAAUCUUGUCGAUCAAGCGGUCAACAAGCUGUUCACUAGCCGACCUGACAUGGUCCACCGAUGGCACAGCUACCUGGGAUUGGUCUCUAGCCCGUCUACCUAUGUCUCUGGACCUCAUACUCCUGUUUCUGAAAUGUCUAGUAUGAGCUCGGCUCCCAGCGAGGACACCUUUGACCCUUACGCUUAUGCAACCGACUUCAAAGGAUCAGCGAUGAUUGCCGAUGGACUUGAGAGCACCCACGGUCGGCCAGAGUCCAAUCUCAAUGAAGCCCUUAAUAGACUUCGCAACAUGCGACGUGCUGGUCGUCAUCCCCGCUACAUCACCUAUGCGAAACUCAUCGCUGCCGCCGCCAAGAGCAACCGCGUCGACCUUGUACAUGAAGUCCUGAGCAUGGCCAGGCGUGACGUUCCUCUUCUCCCUCAGUAUAAGGCUGUCAAAUACGGAUGGACUUCCAUCCUCGAUGCCAUGGUUGCCGCUUGCUUGACCCUAGGAGACCGUGGGCUUGCUGCCAAGUAUCACCACGAGCUUUCCGAACUUGGCUCUGCUCCAUCUGCCAACACAUUCGGCUUGUACAUCACCACUCUGAAGGAGUCCACCAAAACUUUUGAUGAAGCUACAGAAGCGCUGAAGAUCUUCCACCGUGCUGUCGCAGAGGGUGUGGAGCCAACAUCGUUCCUGUACAACGCUCUCAUUGGCAAGCUCGGAAAAGCCCGUCGUAUUGAUGACUGCCUUCAGUAUUUCGCGGAGAUGCGUGCCAACAAUGUUCGUCCUACCAGUGUUACAUAUGGAACUAUCGUCAACGCUCUCUGCCGGGUUAGCGAUGAGCGCUUUGCGGAGGAGAUGUUCGAGGAGAUGGAGUCUAUGCCAAACUACAAGCCUCGCCCUGCUCCCUACAACUCCAUGAUACAGUACUUCUUGAACACAAAACGCGAUCGCAGCAAGGUCUUGGCUUACUACGAGCGCAUGCUAAGCCGCAACAUCAAGCCGACUAUGCAUACUUACAAGCUCCUUAUCGAUGCACAUGCCUCUUUGGAACCUGUGGACAUGGCAGCUGCGGAGAAAGUUCUCGAGACCGUCAAGGCGUCGGGACAAGAGCCAGAAGCCGUUCAUUACGCGUCGCUCAUUCAUGCCAAGGGCUGUGUGAUGCGGGACAUGGAAGCUGCCCACAAUGUGUUCAAGUCUGCAGUGUCAAACUCCAAGGUCCGCGUUCAGCCUUGUUUGUACCAAGCCCUCCUCGAGUCCAUGGUGGCCAAUCACCAAGUUGCACAAACCGAAGCGAUCGUUGAGGACAUGGCUAAGCGUAGGGUGGAAAUGACCGCGUACAUUGCAAACACCCUCAUCCACGGAUGGGCAGCAGAGGGCAAUGUCGAGAAGGCCAGGACCGUCUACAACAGUGUUGGAAUUGAAAAGCGGGAACCAAGCACGUACGAGGCGAUGACUCGUGCUUUCUUGGCCGCCGACGACCAUGCGAGUGCUUCUCGCACGGUGCAGGAGAUGCUCUCUCGCGGGUAUCCCUCGGCCGUGGCUCACAAGAUCGCUGAUCUUGUGGGCAAUGAUCUUUGGAGUUGUCUUUCUUCUAUGAGUCACCAUCGACUGCACACCCCCGCUAGAUCUCUUCUACGUUGGUUCCUGCCUCGUCGCAACUAUCACACCAGCCGUUCCCAUUUUUCGGCCAUGGACUCUACAAACCCGGAGCAUAAGCGGCCAAAGAAGCUAAUAUUUGCCCCCGGUGAUAUCGAAGCCGCGUCUCAGUCCCAAACCCCCAAGCAAUCCGAGCUGGUCACCACCGCGUCAGCCCUCCCAACCCGACUUCUCGCAGAAACUCUACGAGCGGAUACAAUGACCCCUCAUACAGCCCUGGAUAACAAAGUCGUCUCCAACCCUGCGCGUGCACACCAGUUCGUGCGCAAUCCCCCGCUCACAGUCUCCCAAUUGCACCCGACAAACCCGCUAUACCAGUUCCAUGCUUGGUUUCGUGACCCUCGAUUAGAGCUCUCGUCGGCGCCGGAGACGUGCACACUUGCCACGGCGUCUCUCCCAUCGGGCCGUGUGAGUGCUCGUGUAGUGUAUCUCAAGGAGUUGGAUGAGAGAGGUUGGACGGUAUACAGCAAUUGGGGCAGUCGGGAGGGAAAAGGCGGGCAGGUUUUCGGGUCGGGCGGGAGCGACAAUGCUGACAGUAGUGCUCCCGAUGCGAUGCCUGUUUCAUCGGGGGUGGAUGAGCCGCUGGUCCAAGAUUUGGGGCUACAGCAGCAAGGAAACAAAUGGGCUGCGCUGACAUUCUGCUGGCCGGUGUUAGAACGCCAAGUCCGGAUCGAAGGGAUAGUUGAGCCGUUGAGUCGCGAGGAGAGCGAGCUGUAUUGGCGGACGAGGGAACGCGGGAGCCAGAUUGGGGCCUGGGCUAGCUGGCAAAGCAAAGUACUUUGGUCUGCUGAGCCUGAUAGUCUUGUGAGUCGGCGACGAAAGAGCUUUGGGCCCGGUGAGGACUCGAUCGUUUAUCCUGAGAUUCCUCAUGAUGUUAAUGAGACGGAUAUUGACGAUGGGCGUGAGCUGUUGGAGAAGAGGGUGCAAGAGAUGGAGACGCGGUUUGCUGAUACAAGGGACAUCCCUCUACCUCCAUUCUGGGGAGGCGUACGUUUGAUUCCGGAGUCAGUGGAGUUCUGGCAGGGCCGUCGCAGUCGACUACAUGAUCGAUUCCGGUACGUGCGGAUUCAUGGCACGGACGAAUCGUCGUAUGAAUGGCGGAUUGAGCGUCUUUCACCAUGA